CUUGGUAAGUGCCGGAGUGUUCAAGAGUUUGAGAAACUCAACAGACUCGGCGAGGGCACCUAUGGCAUAGUUUAUCGAGCCAGAGACACACGGUCCGGAGAGAUUGUUGCACUCAAGAAGAUGAGGAUGGAUCGGGAGAAGGAUGGACUGCCAUCAGUGGGCUACGUGAAGUGCAUCAUGCUGCAGGUGUUCAAUGGGCUGGAAUAUCUCCAUGACAACUUCAUCAUCCACAGGGACCUGAAGGUUUCCAACCUCCUCAUGACAGACAAGGGCUGCAUCAAGAUUGCUGACUUUGGUCUUGCCAGAACAUUUGGACUGCCCCCCAAGCCUAUGACCCCCAGAGUUGUGACCCUCUGGUAUAGGUCACCUGAACUGCUGCUGGGGGCCAAGACACAGACUACUGCUGUAGAUAUGUGGGCUGCUGGUUGUAUAUUUGGGGAGCUCCUGGCCCAUAAGCCUUUGCUUCCAGGCAGAUCAGAAAUCCACCAACUGGAACUUAUUGUGGAACUGCUAGGUACCCCAAGUGAAGCCAUCUGGCCUGGAUUCUCCCAGCUGCCAGCAUUAGAACAGAUCAGCCUGAAGAAGCAGCCCUACAACAACCUAAAACAUCGCUUCCCUUGGCUGUCUGAAGCUGGACUCAGACUUCUGAACUUCCUCUUCAUGUAUGAUCCUAAGAAAAGGGGCAGUGCAGAAGAGUGUAUGAAAAGUUCCUACUUCAAAGAGAAGCCCCUCCCCACAGAGCCUGAGCUGAUGCCCACCUUCCCUCACCACAGGAACAGGAGAAGAAGUGUGCAGAGACCAGAGGCCAGACCGAAGGAUCAGGAUACAGCCUACAAAAGACCGGAUUUUGGACAAGCUUUCUCCUCCCCAGCAAAGAAGAUGAAGCUAUGACCAUUGACCAUCAACAAAAUGCACAGACAUAGUGGCUGCAUAUCACCCAUGUUAGGCAAUACACAUCACAGCUCAGGCUGCCAUGCCCUGGAACAAUUUGUGAGCUGUUAGGUGAUAAAUCAGUGACUUGUGUUCUAUAAUGGAUGGAGAAAUAUGACAAGCUCAGCAGGUUAAUCAGCAUCCUUAGAAUUCAAACACUGUGUAGGAAGUGUACAAAAGACAAAUCAUAUAUAGUGGCAUUACCCAGAAUAAAGAAGGAACAUAUUUAUGCACAAUGUGUGGCACACUAAAUCUGAACCUAAGAAUCUAUAAAGAAUUAUACUCCUAUGUUGUUAGCGCUAGAGCUGUAUACAAAACAAUUUGUGUCAUAACAUGUUUGUAAUGUCUUGAGAAUUGUGGAACACAGGCAUGCUGUGAC
Branchiostoma floridae (Florida lancelet) is the source of this 1309-nucleotide messenger RNA. RefSeq names its product cyclin-dependent kinase 10-like. NCBI's taxonomy places the organism in Eukaryota, Metazoa, Chordata, Leptocardii, Amphioxiformes, Branchiostomatidae. The transcript has 10 exons. Gene Ontology annotation, molecular function: ATP binding; cyclin-dependent protein serine/threonine kinase activity. Gene Ontology annotation, biological process: regulation of mitotic cell cycle; protein phosphorylation. The annotation marks the transcript as partial. Gene Ontology annotation, cellular component: nucleus. The record is from RefSeq and is a predicted model, not a curated record.